Symbiodinium sp. CCMP2592 is the source of this 585-nucleotide messenger RNA. The record is from the annotation of a GenBank genome assembly. NCBI's taxonomy places the organism in Eukaryota, Dinophyceae, Suessiales, Symbiodiniaceae.
GCAUUGCACCAGGCAUCUCAGGCAAAUAAUGCAGAUGCAGUGAGCUUCCUUCUCAAGGUGCGGGCUGACGUCAACGCCAAGACCUCCGCCGGCCAAAUCGCUGCCGACCUGGCCACGGACACCGAAGUCAAGGCGCUGCUGCAUCGUCGCCACGCUCAGCUCUCAGCCAGGCAGGACUUGGAGCACCAGUUCCUGAAUCUGGCGAAGGCCCGAAAAUGGAAGGAGCUCGCAGGGCUCCUUGCUGAGGUCCCCGACCUUGCACGGGCGCAGCCCGGUGGCCGUUGGUCAGCACUGCACCAGGCAGCCUCAGCAGGUCACCUGGAGACCAUCCGCCUCCUGCUGUCCUGCCGCGCUGAUACCACGGCCCGCAACAGUGACGGGAAAACACCCGUCGAAGUCGCGACUGCCGCCGCCAGGCCUCUCCUGGAGUUGAUCGACAUCGACAGCUCACCAGAGCGUGAGGGCGAGCCGUCGAAACGCGCCAAGACCGAUUCAGGGCCUUCGCCGAACUUCAGCCGCCUGGAGGCCCGCCACCCUGCCGUGUGGGCCACAUGUGCAGUCUCCAUGAAGACGAGCAGGUGCUAG